CCAAAAUACCAAAGUGAAGUCCUUUGCUGUGUAUGGAAACGGGUCAGCAUCACUAACGGGGUACAUGAUCCGGGGUGAUAAUGAGGAGCGGUAUAGUGCUGUCACUGCUGCUGCUCAACAUACAUCACGCCAUGUCUGCACCCAAAGGCGUCGCUGCCAGUCUGAAAGCCAAGUGGAGCAUGACGCCUUUCCUCCUGGAGACCAGCGAGUUUAUUGCAGAAGAUCGGAAUGAGAAAUUCUGGCAGUUUGUUGACACUGUGAAAGAACUCACUGUGUACAAGCAUGGAGAGUCUGUGCGCUCGUACUACAACCUGGUCAUUAAGAAGGCUGGACAGUUUCUCACAGAUCUUCAGCUUAAUCUUCUCAAAUUUGCUCUGUCUCUCCGAUCGUACUCGCCAGCUGUUCAUGCUGCCCAGCAGAUCGCCAGCGAUGAGCCUCCGCCUGAGGCUUGCCCUGCCUUUGUCUCCAUCCAUGGUCAGCAUAGCUGCAGCACCAAGGACAUUAAGAAGCUCCUGAAGGCAGCUGCAGGCAGGUCAAAACCAUAUUUAUAUAAAAACGACCACACAUAUCCAGGGGCCAAUAAAACGGACGUGCCAGUCGUGAUCCUUUACGCUGAAAUUGGAACCAAGAAAUUCACCUCUUUCCAUAAAGUGCUGUCGGAGAAGGCCGAGCAGGGUACAGUUACCUAUGUGCUGCGGCAUUUCGUGGCGAAUCCAAAGCCUCAAAAGAUGCUUUUAUCGGGGUACGGUGUGGAGCUGGCAAUCAAAAGCACGGAAUAUAAAGCUGUGGAUGAUACCAAAGUAAAAGAUUCAAAGAGUGCAACACAUGCUGAGGAGGAUGAUAACGAUGAAGUCCAAGGAUUCUUUUUCGGAACAUUAAAGAAAUCUCACCCUGAACUCCAGGAGCAGCUUGUCGAGCUUCACAAACAUCUCUUGGAGAGCACCAACGACAUGGCCCCUUUGAAGGUGUGGGAGAUGCAAGAUUUAAGUUUCCAGGCAGCUGCCAGAAUCAUGUCUGUGCCAAAGUUUGAUUCUUUGAAGGUCAUGCGAGACCUCAGUCAGAACUUUCCAAGCAAAGCCAGAUCACUGACAAGAGUGGCUGUAAAGCAGGAAAUGAGAAAAGAAAUUGAGGAGAACCAAAAGCAUCUCAGCGAGAGCAUUGGCGUUCACCCGGGAGAUGGGGAGCUCUUCAUCAACGGAUUGCACAUUGAUCUGGACGUUCACAACCCCUUCAGCAUUUUGGACAUCCUCAGAGGAGAGGCUCGGGUGUUGGAGGGGCUUCACAACCUGGGUAUAAAGGGAGAACUUCAGGGCAAGCUGCUGAGGCUGCCUGUGAAUACGGUGGAUGACAGCUACGCCUUAGAUAUCAGACACCCGGCUAUAUUGUGGAUGAAUGACAUCGAGAAUGACCCCAUGUAUCACAGCUGGCCCACAGCUGUACAGGAGCUGCUCAGAGCCACUUUUCCUGGAGUCAUCCGGCAGAUCAGACGCAAUUUCUUUAACCUGGUGCUGUUUUUAGAUCCACUGCAGGAGGAGAGCGUUGAGCUGGUGAAGUUAGCAGAACUUUUCUACAGGCACAAGAUUCCCCUGAGAAUUGGAUUUGUGUUUGUUGUCAACACCAAAGAUGAGAUUGAUGGCUUCUCGGAUGCAGGGGUUGGAUUUUACCGACUCCUGAAUUACAUUGCAGACGAGUACGAUUUAUCCCAGGCUCUGAUGUCCAUGAUCUCACUGUACAGCAGAGUAAAUGCAGGGGAGACGCUGUCGGCUGAUACAGUCACUGCCUUCCUGAAGAAAAAAUUUCCUAAAGCCAGUCCUGAAAGGAUUCUCGGAGUAGAAUCCGAGUAUGAUGAUCGACGAAAGGAUGGGGCCGUCUUCUACAAAAAGAGUGGCCUGGGCGCUCUGCCUCUAGCGUUGUUUAACGGAGUCCCUUUGAGCCCAGACGAGAUGGACCCAGAGGAGCUGGAGACCAUCCUCCUGCAGCGCAUCAUGGACACCACCACCGCCUUUCAGCGGGCUGUCUUCAUGGGUCAGUUAACCGAAGGCUCAGAUGUGGUGGACUACCUAAUGGAACAGGCCAACGUUGUUCCCCGGAUGAAUCCUCUUAUUUUGAGCGAUAACCGGAAGUACCUGGACUUCACAGCCAAGCCAGUUGCGGAUGAUUGGGAGGACACAACAAUGUUUUCAUUCUUUGACUCCAGAGACAAAACGGCAGUGAUUGCUAAGAGGAUGAAGUAUUUUACAAAUAGUGAUGAUGAUGGGAUGACUGCUGUGACCAUGUGGAUAGCUGGGGACUUUGAGACGGUUUCAGGAAGGAAACUCUUGCUUAAUGCUCUGAAACAUGUGAAGGCCAGUCCAGGGGUGCGCGUGGGGGUGAUAGAUAACCCUAGCGAGAAGCCCUGGGAAGAUAAGACCGUGCUGUACAGGGCUAUAUGGGCCUCUCUCAUCACCCAGAAGAAUAAGGCUGCGGCAGAGUUUGUGCUUAAACUCAUGAAAGAGGAGAGCAGCCAGCUCCUCCAGCAGGGGACCAAGAUGAAGGACUUACUGAUGCAGGGCAUGGAUGUCGAUGCCUUUGAGAAAAAAUUCAACACGCUGGAAGUGGAUUUUAUUCGCAGUCAGCAGCUGUUCUGUCAAGACGUCCUGAAACUCGGUCCUGGACAGCGGGCCGUGAUCAGCAAUGGCAGGAUCCUGGGUCCGUUUGAAGAGCAGGAAGAUUUCACUGUGGAGGAUUUUCACUUGCUGGAGAAGAUUACACUGAGAGGCUCUGCAGAGAAAGUCAAAGCCAGUGUUAAACAGAUGGGGAUGAAACCAAAACAUGCCAGCGAGUUGGUGAUGAAAGUUGAUGCCCUCCUAACUGCAGCCCCCAAAGGAGAGGCCAGAAGAGAUGUCCACUUUCACAAAGACAACCACAGCGUGCUCCGUCUCUCUCCGCGAGAGAACGAGGUGUUCUAUGAUGUCGUCGCCAUUGUUGACCCCCUCACCAGAGAGGCACAGAAGAUUUCUCCCCUGUUGAUCGUGCUCAGUCAAGUGGUCAAUGUGAGGCUGCAGGUGUUUAUGAAUUGCCGGGCCAAGUUGUCCGAGAUGCCCCUCAAGAGUUUUUACCGCUUCGUCUUGGAGUCUGACGUGAUUUUCUUGGCCAACGAGACGGUGUCUCCAGGGCCCGUAGCCCGUUUCUCUGAGCUCCCAGAAUCCCCGCUCCUCACUCUCAACAUGAUCACUCCGGAAAGCUGGAUGGUGCAGGCGGUGCGCAGUCCCCACGACUUGGACAACAUCCAUCUGCAGGAGGUGAGUGGGGUUGUCACAGCGGAAUUUGAACUGGAGCACCUCUUGCUGGAGGGCCACUGCUUUGACCUGUCGACAGGCCAGCCUCCUCGCGGCCUGCAGUUCACCCUGGGCAUGAGUCAGGACCCGCUCAUGUACGACACUAUUGUCAUGGCGAACCUGGGAUAUUUCCAGCUAAAAGCCAAUCCCGGUGCCUGGACAUUAAGACUACGUAAAGGAAGAUCAGAAGAAAUUUACCAGAUUCUAACGCACGAUGGGACAGACUCUCCUGCAGAUGCUGGGGACGUCGUCGUCGUGCUGAACAGUUUUCACAGUAAGAUCAUCAAAGUCAGGGUGCAGAAAAAGGCAGACAAGAUCAGUGAAGAUCUUUUAAGUGAAACGAGUGAAAGCAAAGGCAUAUGGGACUCCAUAGCAAGUGUUUGGAGCACUUUUGAGGAAAGCAUCACAGGUGGCGGUUCAAAGAAGGAUGACGGCGAGAAGAAGAAAGAGGAUGUUCUGAACAUAUUUUCCGUGGCCUCGGGCCAUCUGUACGAGCGCUUUCUGAGGAUCAUGAUGCUUUCUGUCCUUCGGCACACCAAAACACCUGUUAAGUUCUGGUUCCUGAAAAAUUAUCUGUCUCCGUCUUUCAAGGAGACCAUCUCCCACAUGGCGGAGUCGUACGGCUUCCAGUUCGAGCUGGUGCAGUACAAGUGGCCCCGCUGGCUCCACCAGCAGACGGAGAAGCAGCGGAUUAUCUGGGGCUACAAGAUCCUCUUCCUGGAUGUUCUCUUCCCGCUGGCCGUGGACAAGAUCAUCUUCGUGGAUGCCGACCAGAUCGUUCGGGCCGAUCUGAAAGAGCUGAGGGAUUUAAACCUGGAGGGCGCUCCCUACGGCUACACGCCGUUCUGCGAUAGCCGCCGAGACAUGGACGGCUAUCGCUUCUGGAGGACAGGAUACUGGGCGUCGCAUCUCGGGAACAGGAAGUAUCACAUCAGCGCUCUGUACGUGGUGGAUUUGAAGAAGUUCCGUAAGAUCGCAGCCGGAGACAGACUACGAGGACAGUACCAAGCGCUGAGCCAGGACCCCAACAGCCUGUCCAACCUGGACCAGGACCUUCCCAACAACAUGAUCCACCAGGUGGCCAUCAAGUCUCUCCCUCAGGACUGGCUGUGGUGUGAAACGUGGUGCGACGACGCCUCCAAAGCCACGGCGAAGACGAUCGACCUGUGUAAUAACCCGAAGACCAAAGAGCCCAAGCUAAUGGCCGCGGCGCGCAUCGUGCCCGAGUGGGUCGAAUACGACAACGAGAUCAAGCAGCUGCUGAGCCGAGCGGAGCGGGAAGACGCGGCGGCGGCGCAGGAUCACGCCCCCUCUCCCUCACGGCAUCAAAAAGACAACCGCCGGGAUGAACUUUAGUACCUGCCAGCGCCGCGCCGAAGACGAAGGAGGAGGAGGAGGCAGCACCUUUCGCACGCAGGCCACCUGUGAAGCUUGAAGACAGACAAUUCCAUCUAAACAUAGCCGUCGAGUGUUACAUCCCCCAGCCGCCGCAGGAAGAGGAGGAGGAGGAGGAUGUGAUAUUUUCAGAGACGCCAUACCUGCCUCUGAAGCCAGAGCGUCUUACAGAACCAAACCCCCAAAAUUAAUUGUUAACCGCCGGCCGUGAACCCGUGACGCGCUCCGAGCACCGGCAUCGGAGUGUGUGUGGUUACGGGAGAGCGAGCUGAACACACAGAGGGAGGAAGGGCUGAGAUCAGCCAGUAGAUUCAGCCGGCUCCUGUUGCACUGACGCUGUAUGCAAAAGGCACAUUUCUGCCGAUCUCGUCUGGUUUACGUCGAACUCUUUCGCAGUCGGACAUUUCAAUUUCGAAACAUUGAACACUGAAAUGCCAAAGCGAAGAAUCGACUGACAUCUAAUCGUUCUUCCAGUUUGAUUCGGAGUCGCUGCAGAGAGAAUAUCUGGCGGAGUAAAGGUACGAAAGAGUGACUGAUGGCUAACUUUCUAUCCAAUCAAAUGUGUUUAAGACCUUACUUGCCUGUUUCAUCUUUUACAAUUCAGAGUCCCUCAAUUUUAAGUUAUUGGACUAAAUAUGUAUUUUAAUUGGACUCUCUGAACCCACUGUGUGUGUGUGUGUGUGUGUUUGUGUUAUGUACAAGCAGUGAUUCUGUGACUGUUACUACUAUAUUAGUUUAGAAGAAAUGGUGACUUUAUCUUACACACACAGUGUGAUGGAAACCUUGACGUUUCCCCACACAGCGAGGGAAUCGAUCAGCUCACGCGGAAAGACAAUCACAACUCCACACACAGGCGGGGGGCUGGAGUCGAACCUGGGCACUCCUGCUUGUGCUAACCACUAUCCACUGUGCCAUUGGAAGAGAAAACCGUUUUUGAUGAGGGAGAAUGUUUAAAUUCAUUUGUGAAGCUGCGUCAUUCGCAAAUUAUUUUAAACUUUACUUUACUCACUUUUUAUUUUAAAGUGAGGCAGCUGACGCUAAAGGGGCGGGGCUUAACUCAGGCGUGGCUCAGCAGGGCGGGCGACACUGUGAUAUCCAGCAUCAGACUCAUGAGAGUUGAAGAUUUUAACUUAUUGCUGAUUGCUUUCCACUGGCUCUCGGCUCCACUGUGCUCCUUUUCCUCUGUUUUGAUUCCACGAUGAACCCGUGUUUUUGUCUCAGGAAGAAAUGGGUUUCGCUGCUCGACUGAAGCCAACAGUGGGUUUUUUUUUUAAUAUAUAUAUUUUGUUUCAUGUCUUUAAGAAAAACAACAACCGGGUGCAUGGAAGCUGCAUUCGGUGCGUCCGCCGUUCACUGUGCUGUGUCAAACUGAAAUGUUACCGUUGGGUGUUAAAGAAAUAAAGAAGUCUUUUGC
Messenger RNA from Salarias fasciatus (jewelled blenny), 6126 nucleotides. It is a transcript of the gene uggt2, whose product is annotated as UDP-glucose glycoprotein glucosyltransferase 2. Gene Ontology annotation, cellular component: endoplasmic reticulum. Gene Ontology annotation, biological process: ERAD pathway. Lineage: Eukaryota; Metazoa; Chordata; Actinopteri; Blenniiformes; Blenniidae. The record is from RefSeq and is a predicted model, not a curated record. The transcript is spliced from 41 exons. Bases 81 to 4673 code for a protein of 1530 amino acids. Gene Ontology annotation, molecular function: UDP-glucose:glycoprotein glucosyltransferase activity.